CGCGGGAGGCUCUGAGGAGCCCGGAGGGAGCCGGACACAAGGGACCAUGUACCGGGACCUGGAGGCGGCCAGCCCAGGGGCGCCCACCCGUGACGUCCUGCUGGUCUCUGCCAUCAUCACCAUCAGCCUUAGCGUCACUGUCGUCCUCUGCGGCCUCUGCCACUGGUGUCAGCGCAAACUGGGCAAACGCUACAAGAAUUCCCUGGAGACUGUGGGCACGCCAGACUCGGGGCGUGGGCGCAGCGAGAAGAAGGCAAUCAACGAUCUAGACAGAGACUUUUGGAAUAACAAUGAGAGCACAGUGCAGCAGAAAUGGAGCUCCUACCCUCCCAAGGAGUUUAUUCUAAACAUUUCACCCUACGCCCCUUAUGGCGACCCACGACUGUCCCUCAAUGGCACCCUCCUGUCGGGCGCCAAAGUGGCCGCUGCGGCGGCGGGGCUGGCGGUGGAGCGGGAAGGCCGGCUGGGGGAGAAGCCGGCGCCGGUGCCGCCACCCGGAGAGGACGCCUUGAGAAGCGGCGGGGCUGCCCCCAGCGAGCCGGGCAGCGGUGGCAAGGCGGGGAGAGGCCGCUGGCGGACAGUGCAGAGCCACCUGGCCGCAGGGAAGCUCAACUUGUCCAAUUUCGAGGACUCCACCCUGUCCACGGCCACUACCCUUGAGUCUAUCCCCAGCUCCACGGGAGAGCCGAAAUGCCAGCGACCCCGCACCCUGAUGCGGCAGCAGAGCCUGCAGCAGCCGCUGAGCCAGCACCAGCGGGGCCGGCAGCCCAGCCAGCCUACCACCAGCCAGAGCCUGGGCCAGCUGCAGGCCCACACGGCCUCGGUGCAGGGCUCCAACCCCCGGGCCUGUGGCCGGGGCCAGGCUCGGCAGGGCGCCUCGGCCGGCUCCAAGUACCGGUCGGCUGGCAGCCGCAGCCGCUCCAACCCGGGCAGCUGGGACCACGUGGUGGGGCAGAUUCGAAACCGAGGCUUGGACAUGAAGUCCUUCCUGGAAGGCCGGAUGGUGGUGCUAUCCUUGGUCUUAGGGCUUUCGGAACAGGAUGACUUUGCCAAUAUCCCUGACCUGCAAAACCCAGGAACCCAGCAGAACCAGAACGCUCAGGGGGACAAGAGGUUGCCCACAGGCGGGAAGGUGGUGAACACAGCUCCAGUGCCAGGCCAGACGCCCCACGAUGAAUCUGACCGCCGCACUGAGCCGCGCUCCUCCGUCUCAGACCUCGUCAACUCCCUCACCAGCGAGAUGCUCAUGCUGUCCCCAGGCUCCGAGGAGGACGAGGCCCACGAGGGCUGCAGCCGAGAGAACCUGGGCCGGAUCCAGUUCAGCGUCGGCUACAACUUCCAGGAGUCCACGCUCACCGUGAAGAUCAUGAAGGCCCAGGAGCUGCCAGCCAAGGACUUCAGCGGCACCAGUGACCCCUUUGUCAAGAUCUACCUGCUGCCAGACAAGAAGCACAAGCUGGAGACCAAGGUGAAGCGGAAGAACCUGAACCCCCACUGGAAUGAGACCUUCCUCUUUGAAGGUUUUCCCUACGAGAAGGUGGUACAGAGGAUCCUCUACCUCCAGGUCCUGGACUACGACCGUUUCAGCCGCAAUGACCCCAUUGGGGAGGUAUCCAUCCCCCUCAACAAGAUAGACCUGACCCAGAUGCAGACCUUCUGGAAGGAUCUGAAGCCAUGCAGCGAUGGGAGUGGGAGCCGAGGGGAGCUGCUUUUGUCUCUCUGCUACAACCCCUCUGCCAACUCCAUCAUCGUGAACAUCAUCAAAGCCCGGAACCUCAAAGCCAUGGACAUCGGGGGCACAUCAGACCCCUACGUGAAGGUGUGGCUCAUGUACAAAGACAAGCGGGUGGAGAAGAAGAAGACGGUGACGAUGAAGAGGAAUCUGAACCCCAUCUUCAACGAGUCCUUUGCCUUCGACAUCCCCACGGAGAAGCUGAGGGAGACGACCAUCAUCAUCACCGUCAUGGACAAGGACAAGCUCAGCCGCAAUGACGUCAUUGGCAAGAUCUACCUGUCCUGGAAGAGCGGGCCAGGGGAGGUGAAACACUGGAAGGACAUGAUUGCCCGUCCACGGCAGCCUGUGGCCCAGUGGCACCAGCUCAAGGCCUGAGCGGGGCCAGGAGAGGCCUAGGGGGCCGAGGGCCUGGGUCCCCAUCAAGCCCUCAUCACUUUAUGCACAACGCCCAGCCUGGCCCCGUUGCCGUGUGAGGGGAGGACCCUGAGGCUCGGCCUGGCAGUGGGGGGGUCCCAGGACUCGGCCCCAUUUCUAGGAAGUACCAGCCCUACCCCCUACCGGUCCAGCUAUGGGGGAGGGCUCCAGGAGCCAUUUUCCUGCUUUACCCCUUUCCUUCCUGACUUGCUGAUACUAAAGAAGUGGGGGGAGCCCAAGAGCCAAACUGGCAGAUCCCUCCAGAGGCCCGCCAGGUGGGCAUGGCCCGCCGUUUUCUUUGAGGCAGUGCCUGGAGUGGAGAGAGGCCUCCCCUACCUGCCCCCAUGUGGGCCCAGGAAAGGGAAGGUCGAGGCAUUUGGCCCCGGCCAGCAGAGGCCUGUCCCCAGGGCACUUUCAGGCGCCGGCUGGGCCCUGAAUGCCAAGGAGAGUAUAUAUAGCCCGCUCCGGGUCCUGGAGCCGGGGCGCUGUGUACUUGUGUUGUGUCCACCCAUGUGUGUGUGCGCGUGUGGGGGCCACUUGCUCCCUGUCCCCCUGGGGCUGCAGUGCUUGAAGGCUGUGCAGAGUGGACAUGGUUUUGUGAAGGCCAGGUGGGGCUGGAGCUGGGAGAGGGCAGGGCCAUAAAGCCAGGGGUGGA
Loxodonta africana (African savanna elephant) is the source of this 2804-nucleotide messenger RNA. It is a transcript of the gene SYT7, whose product is annotated as synaptotagmin 7. The transcript has 13 exons. Gene Ontology annotation, molecular function: SNARE binding; calcium-dependent phospholipid binding; phosphatidylserine binding. The record is from RefSeq and is a predicted model, not a curated record. Gene Ontology annotation, cellular component: plasma membrane; synaptic vesicle. Lineage: Eukaryota; Metazoa; Chordata; Mammalia; Proboscidea; Elephantidae. The coding region runs from base 47 to 2110 and encodes 687 amino acids. Gene Ontology annotation, biological process: regulation of dopamine secretion; calcium-ion regulated exocytosis; regulation of calcium ion-dependent exocytosis.